AUGACUUCCUCAAUGCUGAGCCGGCACGACUUUAAUGUGCUUGACAAAAUCAAAGACCCUGAGUCCGACCCUUCCACAAACGUCUUGCUCGAUCCGUCGUUGCCCCGAGAUCCACAAAUCACCGAUACAUCCGUCUACGAACGUGUAAUUCAGAAGGAAAAAGAGAUCGUCAUAUCGAUGCAGCAGCUCGAACUGCAGUUGGCAGGGCUGAGGCCAAAGACUGCGGCUGAACCGGUUCAAGAGUACACGGCCCUCCUGGCAAAGCUGGGCGACUUCAUAUCCGAAUACCCAAACUAUGCUAGCGCGAGGAACAAUCGUGUGCAGGCGUUGAGGCGUCUUUAUGGAGACACGAUGCUGUUGGCAGGCGCGCCUUCUUCUCAGCGACUCGUCGACGAACCUCACCUGAUUGUGAUGAGCCAGCAAUCAAAAGUUGCUUUAGAAGAUAUUGAGAAGUCCAUCUCACUUCUAACACCUCGAGCAAUGUUCGCCGCCAUGUCCCCUCAGGCCGCUAAAACUCUGUCUCUUGCCUACACACAGAGGGCGGCCAUCUAUCACAUGACAGCCAAGGCGAUGACUGGCCUCAGUAUAAAUGUUGACGAGACAAGGCGCGAGGUAAAAUGGAGUAAGCUUGAUUUCGAAGAAGCAGCAUCGCGCGACUUUGCAAUGGGCGGCAGAUACGGGAACGAAAUAGCUAAAGGCCUGGCCGUAAGCACCAACCCAACGGCGAAGUUGUGCGGGCAAAUGGUUCGGGAGGCGAUGAAGAAGGAGUACGGCCCUUCAUAUGGUGGUUAA
Molecule: messenger RNA, 792 nt
Organism: Colletotrichum truncatum
Lineage: Eukaryota; Fungi; Ascomycota; Sordariomycetes; Glomerellales; Glomerellaceae
Product: Tetratricopeptide repeat protein 36-like protein
Biological process (GO): cilium assembly
Source: RefSeq, a predicted model, not a curated record